Molecule: messenger RNA, 3056 nt
Organism: Somion occarium
Lineage: Eukaryota; Fungi; Basidiomycota; Agaricomycetes; Polyporales; Cerrenaceae
Source: the annotation of a GenBank genome assembly
AUUAACACUUGCUUUCUCUUACACUCACUCACACUGACUUGCUAGUCAUGGCUCGCAGAAAGAGGCAACUACUCGAAGACGACGACUCGGAUUCUUCUCUUUCUGACGAGGGACACGACGACUACGACGACACUAACGAUCCGGACGCUCGUGCGGAGCGUGAACUCUUCCAGAAUCCUUACCAGCGAAAGAGACGUCGCAAAGACAGCAGGGAGGAUGCCAUCUACGGUGUAUUCGCAAGCAGCGAUGAAGACGAGGGCUUCGGUGGUCGUAAGAAGGCCCCGCCCAAGCGGAGUGACUGGGCGAAGGCACCUGCAUUCGUGUCCGGAAACAAGGUCGACCUGGACAAGGACAUGAAUGUCGACGAGGGGCUACCGUCUGACUCAGACAACGACAAAAUUGUCGAAAAUGGGAACGAAUAUGAUGAUGAGGAAGAGGAGCUUUCGAAACCACCGUCAUCUCAAGUAUUAGAGGAGCCAGAACAAGAACAAGAAGAGCGACCUAGGUUUGGAGGAAUAGGCUUAGGCAAGUCGAAACCUGGUGGCCCGAGCGGCUUCUCUGGCUUCAGCAAGGGAGGAAUAGGUUCAUUCAAACUAUCCAGCAUGCUUGAAACACCGCAAGCCUCGCCUCCGCCUCGUGAACCGUCCCCCAUAGCCGUAGUGCCAGAGAACCUUCCCUCUGCCUUUGGAGCUUCUCGUACGCAAAGGUCUUUCCUCAGAGAUGGAGGCGUUAGCAGUGGAGCCAGUACGCCCAGGCCAGUUACCCCGCUUCCCGCAGCUGAACGUCAACAUUUCAGCAAGCUCGGCGGUACGUUUGGUGCCCGCUUGCUUGAGAAAAUGGGUUGGCAGGCAGGCACUGGAUUGGGUACGUCUGGCGAGGGUAUCGUGAUACCCGUGGAGAGCAAGCUGCGUCCGAAGGGUAUGGGUCUGGCGUUCAAGGGCUUCAGAGAGAAGACGGAACAGUCCAAGGUGGAGGCGCGUCGGCGGGGUGAAAUCGUCAGUGAGGAGGAGGAAGAGGCGACGAUCAAGAGGAGUCGCAAAACAAAGGUACAAGUGCAAGGCGAGAGGUCGGAUGCUUGGAAGAGGCCGAAGAAGGUCAAACGAAAGGUCGAGCACAAGACGUACGAGCAGAUCAUUGCAGAGGCCGGCCAAGAAGCCAUUUCUGCGGGCAUUGGCCAGAUCAUUGAUGCUACGGGUGCAACGCCUCGAGAGAUCGCGUCCCUUGCUGAGGUAUCCAUAGCAUCAUGGACCCCCACAGCAGAACCCAUGCGACUUCCGGAACUCCGGCACAAUCUUCGACUCAUCACAGAGGCUUGCAAGAACGAUUUGGAUGGGCUCGCGCGGGAAGCAAGGGCUCUCGAAGAACGCAAGAAAUGGGUCCGGAACGAAGACCAACGCCUGCGGAAGCAGGUCGAGGAGGAGGCAGAGUUGAUCUCUAGUUUACAACAAGUGCACCUUGUUGUCGAUGACAUCAACACGCAAGCAAAGGAAGCGUCAUCGACUUAUGAACCCUCUCUUGAACCAUUCUCAGCCAGCUUCGAUAAACUCGUUGGACAUUACCCCAAGGAGUUUGACAGGUAUCGUCUCGACGAGAUUGUGAUUGCGGCCAUUGCGCCAGUGGUGCGUCGGAUGCUAGCUCAGUGGAAGCCUCUCGAAGAGCCAGCAGAGUUCACUGCCAAAUUCCGGUUGUGGAGGAAAGCUUUGAAGAUGUCUGUACCUGACGAGUCACAACACGACCAAGUACAAGUAUACGGCUCAAGUACUGUCAUAACGACAUCGGCGCCACUUGUCGAGAAACCAAUGACUCCAUACGAGAGUCUAAUUUGGAACGCCUGGCUACCAAAGGUGCGAUCAGCGAUCAAUAAUGACUGGUCUCCAGAGGACCCUCAGCCUGCUGUCCGACUGUACGAAGCUUGGUCGAGUUUACUGCCUCCAUUCGUUAGAGACAACUUCUUUGACCAGCUUAUCCUGCCGAAAGUCCACAAGGCUGUUAGCGAUUGGAAUCCACGAAGGCAUCGGGUGCCGCUGCAGAGGAUUGUUUUCCCUUGGUUACCUCAUAUUGGCUUACGAUUGGAGGAUGUGCUUGGCGAUGCUCGACGGAAGGUCAAGAGUCUCUUGCGCGGUUGGGUCGUUGCGGAUGGCAUGCCUGAGGACCUUAUGGUGUGGAAAGAUGUCUUCAGUGCCGGCGACUGGGACGCAAUGCUGCUCAAGUAUAUCGUGCCCAAAUUGGGUGCUCGACUGAGAGACGAUUUCCGCAUCAACCCACGUCAGCAAGAUAUGAUACCCCUGCAAGAUGUUCUGGCGUGGGAGGGUGCCCUGAGACCUUCAAUAUUCUCUCAAAUACUCGAGACCGAAUUCUUCCCGAAGUGGUUGGAUGUGUUGUACAUUUGGCUCAUUCAACCCAAGCCCAGUUUCGAAGAGGUCUCGCAAUGGUAUCAAUUCUGGAAACAAACGUUCCCCGAGAAUGUUCAGACCAUGCCAGGCGUCGCAAAAGGGUUCACACGUGGAUUGCAGCUGAUGAACAAGGCUAUCGAGCUUGGACCAGAAGCUCCUACACGCCUACCACGUCCAGAACACAAACUGGCCCCGUCUCCUUCCGCAAGCGCUACUGUAUCGAGGCAGGGUACGCCAAAGGCACGACCUUCCAGGACACAAGAGAUCACCUUCCGUUCCAUUGUGGAAGAUUAUGCUUCGUCACAUAACUUGCUGUUCAUGCCUACCGGACGAGCGCAUGAAAAGUCGCGAAUGCCGCUUUUCCGAGUAUCGCAGAAUGUGGAUAAGGGUGGGAUAUUGGUGUAUAUCCUAGAUGACGCGGUAUGGGCUCCGGAUGGUGAUGAAUACAGGGCGAUUACUUUGGAGAAUAUGGUGUUACGAGCGACCAAAGGGUGAUAAUAUUGUAUUGUAUCAAAUAGUAUCUGUAGUUUAUAUAUCCACGCUAGUGUAUUAUUCAUGGUGAUCCCUCCACCGCAUCCAUUGACUCUAGGCAAUCCUUUCAUCUCAUACUUUCUAGACCUAUAUGUAGUACAUUUUAAGAGUGCUGUACGCGUAUACGCGCGU